Molecule: messenger RNA, 3366 nt
Organism: Hyaloperonospora brassicae
Lineage: Eukaryota; Oomycota; Peronosporomycetes; Peronosporales; Peronosporaceae
Source: the annotation of a GenBank genome assembly
AUGCCGGAAGGUCUCAGCCAUGCGCGGCAAAGCGCGUCCAGAAGCGAGAGAGAUGCGAGUAUGGUCCUGUUGAACGAGGGGCAGUACAAUGGCAUUGCCAGUCCGGUGCUCGUGCGCCUGUCGACGAACCUGAACGGUAGCGAGGACUUCAACGACAAGGGCGCGAACCUGCACAUUGACAUGGACGAAGACCAGAAGAAGUCGACGAAGGCGCAAAUGUUUUCCUCUGAAUUCCGGUUCAACGCCGAGCUGUCGCUUCGCGUCGCCUGUGGUGUUAUCAUUGCAUCGUUCAUCCAGACGCGGGAUCCGCACUACGACCCGAGUAAGGAGCACGACAAGAAGUGGCUGUUGUUCCCUGACUGGUACUACCUCGGCGGUCUCAGCUACUGCGCAGUGGCUGUCAUCUUCUCAGCAGGUAAGAACGUGGGCGCGACGCUGACUGAAGUCUGCCAGGCGUUCUACGGCGUGGGAAUGGCGCUCGUGUACAACCUCGUGCUCUUUUCGUUCACCGACGUGCGCACGUUUGACAACUCGUACGACGGGUACCUCCUGAUCUCGGACAAGAUGGCGUUCGGAGGCUCCGAGUACUAUGUUCACUCACGCAACUUCUACGCCGUGUUGCCGUGGAUCGUGAUCUUCACCGUUGCGAUCCUGCUGUCUCCGCUCGAGAGCAACACGAAGAAGUUCGCCCUGGGUAACAACCUCUACUUCACGCUAACGAUCAUCAAUCCAACGGAUCCGCUCGACUCGUCCAAGUUGAAAGCCACCGGUGACACAUACUUCGAGCCGAGCAAUAUCCUGCACAACUUGGCAAUGUACUUCUUGGUGGGCUUUGGCGGGACGCUCCUGUCGCUGCUCAUUAUGUUCAUCCCGUAUCCCAUAUUUGCUAUCGCAAAGCUGCGGGACGAGACCACGAAAGCGUCUGGCGAUGUCCUGGAUCUCCUGAACGUCAUUGUCGACUCGUACUGCUUCAAGAACAAGAACGUCGAUCACAUGAACUUUCUCAAGCUGAAGCUCCAGCGCAAGUUUGCAGCUGCGGCCGCACGCCAACGUCGGAUGAUUGCGCUCCUGGACAAUGUCUGGUGGGAACAGCUCUUUGGUUUCCACCUCUUGUUCAAGUUCAAUCGCUCCGUGUCGAAGGGAUACGUGCGGCUCAUUGCGUCUCUGCUGGCGGACCUGCGAUCGCUGAACAAUGCCAUGCAACUCGAGCAGUACGACAGCCUGCACUUCAUGUACAUGAAGGUCCUGCAGCGCGAGAUUUACGUCAUUCAGAUGCGCUCGGGGGACCUGUUGCACGAGAUAUCGGGCGAAGUCCACGCGUCAUCCGAACAGCUCGACCUGCAACGGAUUCAGCAGCUCCAGAGUCAGAUGGAAGACACGUUGCGUCGGUAUCGCGAAGCGCAGAUUCGGCUAUUGCAGUCGCAACAGGUCAAGCUGAAAGACGUCGAGGGCAACGUCCCGCUCAACCUCUUCCUCUUCUCACUCAACUCGUUCUGCAGCACGUUGAUCGAGUUCCAAGACACGCACAACAAGAAGGACUUUCACGGCGGUCGCCGUGCCCAGUCGUUCCUCGUGCAGUCGAUCAAGAACGCUUUCGUGACGCAUCGGUACACGCGGUCGCUUUUCCUCGAAGCUGCGCGCGUGUCAGUUGCGAUCGUCAUGGGCGUGUUCCUGGGCGUGUACAUUUACGGCUUCAGCUCGACGACCCCUUCGGCCGUCGCGUACGUGAUGGGGAACCACAUUGGAGGCUCCUUCAGCGUCACGGUGAACCGCGUGGGCGGUGUCGUCGCCGGCAGUGUCAUUCCUUCGGUCUUCCAGUUCUUCAUCUCCCAAGUGUGCAACCCGCGCUUCCUGAACGUGUUCCUGUCCGACGUGCUGCUCUUCGUUUGGGUUACCGUGUCCAUGUACGUGAAGUUCGCAGGCGGCUACAGCUCGUACGCGGGCUUAGUGUCGGCCUUCAUCUCGGCGGGCAUCCUGCUCCGUCAGUCGGACGUGUGCUACACGAACGGAUCCGACAGCUCGUUGACGAUCUCCAUCAACUCGUACUCGAGCCUCGCGCAAACGUCCGUCGGCCUCGUGCUGUUCAUUGUCGUGGAGAUGGCCAUGUGCCCCGAGAGCGCCACGAGUUUGCUGCGCAAGAACAUCCAGCAGACGCUCAAGCUGCAGCAAGAGGCGUUCGGGACGCUCUUCGGCCACCACCUCUCGAGUUCGGGGCAACUGAGUGACGAGACGAUGGAAACCGUGCGCGACGUGCUCCAAGUGCAGAUCCCGGCGAAGCUCGUCGAGCAGCAGGCGCUGCUGCACGAAGCGCAAGCCGAGCCCCAGAUGUGGCGCCCCACGUUCUCCAAGCAGAAGUACGAGGCCGUGCUCAGCAGCAGCCACCGCCUGCUGAACAACAACAACUUACUGUUCAAACUCGUGCGCUGGUACAACUACCGCGUCAAGCAGCACCUGACGCUCGCGAAUGCGAUUGACAUUCGCGACGUGAGUGCUGACAAUGCGCGUGGGUUCGGUCCAAAUGGCGGCCCCUCGACGCACAUGCGGUGGCAGAAGGCCAGCAAACAGUUCCUGUCUUCGGUCGACGACACGUUCAAUACGCUGCAGAUGCUCUUUGGCGAGUCGUUCCUGUACUCGGACCCGGAGCAGACGGCGAUUUUCAUGCAGAUGAAAGAGGCGUUUCGAGUUGCGGACAAGGACUGCAGCGGUGAGAUCGAUGCCGAUGAGGUGGCGGUGAUGCUCGAGACGAUCUUUGCACAGUCAGGAGCUGUCAAGCAGGAGGACAUAUCGACGUACGUGUCGGACUUUAUGGCCAUUGUCGACAAGGACUGCAGUGGAAAGGUCUCGUUCGAAGAGUUCAUGGCCGCGCUCGAAGACGGGUUGAAGCUCGAGGUCGAAGUGUACCAUCGUCGGAAACCAAAGACAGCCCGCGUGCAUACCGUCUUGGCCCGUGUGAAUGAAGACGGCGAUGCCCUGUCGUGCAGUGCCACGUCGUCGAACGGAACGGGCAGUGCGUCGAAAGCUACGGGCAGUGCGUCGGGGACGUACAAACCGCUCCGAGGCGACCGCGUCUCGACGGCGUCGUCGGUCCGGAAUACGCCCAAGCGGACGUCGGGGUUCCUGAAACUCGCGUCGACUGCGGCACUGUCGCCCAUUCGUCGUGAGCACGACGUGCUGAACGUCGAGGACUUUACAACGAGUGACAUUGCCGCGCAGAUGAAGGCGACGUACGUCGAGUGGUUGAUGGAGGACCGUCGGUUCAUGCGCGUGACAAUGGAGGAGAUGUUGCUGCUGAAUUGUCUCGUGAGCGGCGCCGAAGGCAUUGCAAAGAACUUGACGCUCAUGGAAGAGAUUGUCAUUUCGUCGUAG